Xyrauchen texanus (razorback sucker) is the source of this 648-nucleotide messenger RNA. RefSeq names its product folliculogenesis specific bHLH transcription factor (gene figla). Lineage: Eukaryota; Metazoa; Chordata; Actinopteri; Cypriniformes; Catostomidae. The record is from RefSeq and is a predicted model, not a curated record. The coding region runs from base 34 to 648 and encodes 204 amino acids. Gene Ontology annotation, biological process: regulation of transcription by RNA polymerase II; developmental process. The transcript has 4 exons. Gene Ontology annotation, molecular function: DNA-binding transcription factor activity, RNA polymerase II-specific; protein dimerization activity; RNA polymerase II transcription regulatory region sequence-specific DNA binding.
AAUGGAAGAAAGUUUAGGGCCAUAGUGGGUCUGAUGAAGGUCCCUGAGCGCGAGAUAAUGGGUGAUAUUUUACUGCGCGAGAGUGCUGAACCCUCACUUCCUGUUCACGUGAGUAUUGGUAAAUUUGUACGGUUGGACGACGGGCAGUACGUCGAUACGGAGGACCGAGAUAAAGCUGUAAAGAGACGACAGCUUGCGAACGCAAAGGAGAGAUUGAGGGUAAGGAGCCUGAACAGCAUGUUCUCUUACCUUCGCCGUAUCGUGCCAGUGAUGCCACGAGACCGAAAGCCCAGUAAAGUGGACAUGCUUAAGGCUGCAACGGAGUACAUCCGGCUUCUCUCAGCUGUCCUAAAUCACACCUCUACCAGUGGCAAUGGGAAUCCAAAUGUUUUUCUAGAGACUGGGAGCAACUGUUCGAACAGAGAGACUGACUACUCUGAUUUAUGGACCAUGGACGAUGCCCUGGAGCCAAUAUCAAAUCCCUUUCUGUCUGAGGGAGUGAGUGUUGCUGCCCCAGUGGUCACCAUGGCGACAGGAGCUGAUGAUGACUUUGAUCUGAACAAUGUGACCGUACAGUGUGUUGUACCAAUGUACAUUGUUCAGGUUGGCUCAGACCAAACUGUGGUAACUGGCAAACUUCUGUCUUAA